Molecule: messenger RNA, 3900 nt
Organism: Aphis gossypii (cotton aphid)
Lineage: Eukaryota; Metazoa; Arthropoda; Insecta; Hemiptera; Aphididae
Product: serine-enriched protein-like
Exons: 8
Coding region: 482-1618 (378 amino acids)
Molecular function (GO): protein binding
Source: RefSeq, a predicted model, not a curated record
AUGCGAUAAAGUGACAUACAUAUUACGCACGCAGUAGACGUUCUGUGUUACUGUACAUAUUUACUGGAGCUUUACAGCUAUCGCGUCGCAAUUUUACCACCGUGACCUGUAUCGCCACCAUCAAAUCCCAAUACAAACAUAAUAAUAUUUUCUCAAUUAUAACCGAAUCUCUACAGUCUCUCUAUAUAAUAUAGAAUUCGACCACACCCCCACCACAGCGACUCUGCACAGUUUAACGUAAAUUUAUGAAUUUUUUCUUCCCGUAAACAUAUCUAUACGUGUAUAUUCACCACAUUCAUCCGUCGCUAACGGAUCGAACCAGAACGGAAGAACAGCGUGUGUAUUACAUUAUAAUAUUAUACACGUUUGUAUAGACUCUCGCAGCAUCGUAAACGGCAUUGUAUACGAUAAAACAAACAUUAUCGACGACCGCGGCAGAAACAAUAUACAGACGGAAUUAAAUUAAAAUAUGUGGUAAAUAAUGAGACUACAAGGAGACAUGGAAUCAACCGAUGACGAGCUUGACCAAAGUGUGUUCGAAAACAAAAAUGGCCUAGCUGAUGAUAUGGCGUUCCUGGCCAGUAUGCCCGAAUUAUGUGAUGUAACUUUUUUAGUGGGUGAAACGAGAGAACCAGUGUGUGCUGUAAAAGCAGUCUUAGCUGCAAGGAGUCGAGUAUUCCAUAAAAUGUUAUACCAGCCACCGAGCCCUCAAAGAAAAAAAGAAGUUUUACCUAAAGAGACUACAAAACUAAGACGACCUACAUUUCUUAAACGAAGCAGUGAACCGCUUCUCAAUGUAAAAAAUGCCAAUACACAAACUCAAUCCAAUCAACAUCAAACAGUCGUUGUUGAUGAAUUCGAACCAGACGUGUUUCGCCAACUCAUUGAAUACAUACACACUGGUUGUGUAACUUUACAACCCAGAACAUUAUUGGGAGUUCUAAAUGCAGCAGAUUAUUAUGGUCUAGAAGAUUUGCGAAAAGCUUGCACUGGCUUUGUCCAGUGUUGCAUAAAUGUGGACACGGUCUGCGCACUUUUGUCAUCAGCAGAGCGGUAUAUUCAAUAUAAAUGUACCAAAAGCCUAGUACAAAAGGUUUUGGAGUUUGUCGACGAGCACGGAAAUGAAGUAUUAAACCUUGGAUCCUUCGCUCUAUUACCACUACAUGUGGUCCGAUUGAUAUUAAGCAGAGAUGAACUGAAAGCAGACGAGUUCACUAAAUUUCAGGCUGCGCUUAUGUGGACAAUGAAAUAUGGCGAUACAAAUUCGAAUGUCGACUGGAAAGAAGUUUUUGUGGAAAAUUUCAUGUCAUCCAUUCAAUACCACAAAAUACCGGCUAAUGUACUGAUGAAUGAAGUGGAACCUUUAAAACUGGUUCCAUACGAAGUGAUCAUGACAUCAUUAGCGUAUCAGGCAGACCCCUCCUGUGUCGAUCCCGACAAAUUGAAGAGGGCCUUGAGAAUGGGUAAUUAUCAUGGACUGAUGGGCAUCAGUAGUACAAUUGGCACCGUAACGGCUGAAAGAACCAUGUCGGUGCAGAGUUCAGGCACACACCAUGGUUCCAGCUCGACUAUUAGCUCCAUUGGAUCUAGCGAUCUAGUUGGUUCUGACAAAACUUGAUCCGAGAGAACUCCAAGUUCAUAGGCGUGCGCAUUAGCCUUAACCUUGGUUUUAUUUAAAUAAAAACUUCCAAUUUAUUAUUAAUUGGAUAUUGCGUCUAAUUAAUUAUAAUUAUCUAUUAAAUUCUUAUUGACAUUAAACAAUCAGAUUUAUUCUAAUAAAAAGACUGUGAUGGUUACUAAAAUGAAUUUUACUUGAAAACAACAAUAUCAUAUUAUUAUAAAUACAAUUAAUAUUAUUACUAAAUUAAAUACAAAAUUUAUUAUUAUUAAGGACCAAUGAUAAUCUAAAGUUACCUUUAAUAAUGUGAGCAUAAUAUAAUAGUUAUAAACAUUUCAAAUCCUAUCUGCGCACGCCUAUGUAUAAAUAUAUAUAUAUAUUGAAUAUGUAUAUAUUCAAAUAUAAAAGCAUUUUAUCAAAAAUGAAUUAACUUGAGAUCCAUAUAAAGUUCAAUUUAAAUUGACUCUAAUAAUCUAAUCAUUCAAAUUCAAAUAAUCACCUAUACCAAUGAGAUGUUUAACUAUUUGAAUUAUUUAAUAUACAUGAUACAUUAUCGUACCUAUACUAUCUAUAGGUAUCUUUAAAUCAUUAUAAUAAUUGUAUUCAAAUUCAAUUUUUCCUGUUCUUAAAAUUUUUUAAACACUAUAAUAGUAUAAUACAUUAUUUGUGCACAGUUUGAUAAUUCACUAUAAAAUAAUUUAGUUUAUUACCUACAAUUUAAAACUUAUGUGUGAUAAAAUGUGUAGUUACCUAUUCAAAUAUUUGGUUCUAAUUUCAGCUUAAAGAUACUAUAGAUAAUCAUUUUGAUUAAUUUUAUUCUAUUAAAUACAAUUUUUAGCUUUUGAAAUUUAUGAAAUUUAUAUUUAUGAUUGAAGCACAUAUAAAAAAUUCUAAAAAUCAAUAAAAAACAGUUUUUCAGACAUCUUGUAAUGACUUCAAAUUAUGUAAAAGAAUAUCUUUUAAAAAUGUUCAUACUUAUUUUAAAAUAAUUAGCAGGUAUUCAAGGAAAAAUUGCCCCUUCAUUAAAACUAACUAAUUAAACCUAUAUAAUUUCUUGAUGAUAAAAUAUUAUAGAAUUUGAUGGAAAAAAUAACUAUGUUAAUUUUAAUUUCAUUGGCAUGUGAUUAUCAUAAUUGUUCCUCACUUUUUUAACUUAAAAGAUUUACAUUACAUGAUUUGUGCCAAAAUGUAUUUAUAUAUAUAUAUAUAUAUAUUUAAAUCUAAAAAAUAAUUUUGAAUUAUAUAUGUGUUGCCUAACCUAUUUAAAUUAUUUAUGUGUCUUUUAUUGAUAGUAAUAUUUAAUAAUUUUGUUUAAUAAUAAUGAAAUAAAAAUAUGAAUGUUACCUAUUAUGUACCUACUUUGUAAUAUAGAAAUUAUAAUCUUUAUAAUCUUUUUAAACUUUUUUAUUAAAAUUAACAUAAUAUAUAGAAUAUAGUUUCUUUAAUUCAGUUAAGACAUUCCUAUAUAUAUAUUAUAUAUGUAUGAAAAUAUUAACAAAAUAUAUAUGUGUAUAAUGUAUAUAAAAUAUAUUAUAUAUAUAUUUAUCUACUAUAUACUUAUUAAAAUAUUUUUAUUUAAUUAAAAAAGUUAUUGAAAUAAUAACAACUUAAUUACUUAAUGAAAAUUUACAGGUACUUAAUAAUAAAGAAUUAUACUAUUUUAGAAAGUUUAUAUUUAUAAACUAAAUAUUAAUUAGGUAUAUAAUUGUACUUCUGUCUAUUCUAAGUAUAAAAUGAAAUGCAUAGUCAGGCAUAGGUAAGUUAUAAAAUUAUUUAAUAAGUUUUAUACUUACUCUAUACUUUAUGUUAUAUUGUAUGCAAAAUAAAAACAUAAUAAUUAUAAACGAAUUAUGUUUAUGAUAUGUAUUCUGUUUUCUUUAUCAUUAAUAAUUUAUACCUAAGUACCUACCUACCAACUUAUAAUAACUAAUAACUAUUUAAUAUACCUAACUAAGGACCUAAUCAAAUUGAUUUGUUGUUUGUUCUAGUAGAUCAGCUAUUUUAUUGAAUGUUUGUUAAAGAUAGAUAUUCUACUAUUUUAUCCUUAUAUUUAAUUUAAUUUAAUAUUUGUUACUUGUACAAUGUAACUGUUUUUUAACUUUGAAUGUUUGUAUUUUUUCAUUUAAUUUAAAUUUUUAGAUUAAUUAUGUUAUAUAUAUAAACAAUAUACAUUAUACAUUUAUACAUACCUACUAUCUUCCUUUUUGAAAAUUAUUUUAUUUCAUUAUAUCAUAUUCAAAAUUAUGUUAAAAUGUUUAAUGCAAUAAAUUAUAAUACUCUAA